AAUCAAGAAACUAUUUCCAAACACCUCUGGCAUUCCUCUGGUGGAGUUUGAAGCUGGAGCCGCAUGCAUAGACAAGGACCCCGUGAAGGUUGGCGUCGUGCUGUCGGGUGGUCAAGCUCCUGGCGGCCACAACGUCAUCGCUGGCAUUUUUGAUGGCAUCAAGGCAUGGAACGAGAACUCGACCAUGUACGGAUUCCUGGAUGGACCUCAUGGGGUUUUUGCUGGCAACUUCGUUGUCAUUACCGAUGAGAUCAUGGAUGGCUUUCGCAAUACAGGUGGCUUCGACAUGCUGGGCAGUGGGCGGCACAAGAUCGAGACAGAGGAGCAAUUCCGAGACUCUAUGACAGUGUGCAAUGCCAUAGGCCUUGAUGGUUUGGUCGUCAUCGGCGGAGAUGACUCAAACACCAACGGCGCAGUUUUGGCGGAGUACUUCAAGGCAAAUGGCUGCAAGACGAAGGUGAUCGGUGCUCCCAAGACCAUUGAUGGAGAUCUGAAGUGCCCACCGCACUUGCCUGUGUCGUUUGGCUUCGACACAGCCUGCAAGACCUACGCGACAUUGGUAGGCAAUGUCGCAGUCGACGCACUCAGUGCCCAGAAGUAUUACCACCUGGUCCGUUUGAUGGGGCGUUCAGCCUCCAACAUUGCCUUGGAAGUGGCGCUUCUGACGCACCCCAAUGCCUGCUUGUUGGGAGAAGAGGUUGCAGAACAAAAGCAAAGCUUGAAAGACAUCACAAUAGAACUGGCCGACAUGAUCGAAGCACGAAGCAAGGAUGGGAAGGACUACGGCGUCAUACUCCUUCCAGAAGGUUUGAUUGAGUUCAUUCCCGAAUUCAAUUCCCUGAUCUCUGAAAUCAACGACAAGCUCGCUCAGCCAGAAAUCCAACCAACUGAAGAGGCCAUUCUGAAUGUUCUCUCCAAGGAAAAUGCCGACUGCUUCAGGUAUUUGCCUGCCUUCAUUCGUGCGCAGCUUUUGCUUGACCGAGACCCUCAUGGCAAUGUACAGGUGGCAAAGAUUGAGACCGAAAAGCUCCUGGCUGCGACAGUUCAAAGCGAGCUGGAGAAUCGUAGAGCCUCAGGGUACAAGGGCACCUUCUCUCCUCAGUUCCAUGCUUUCGGAUACGAAGGUCGUGCGGGCAUGCCCACCGUUUUCGAUUCAUCGUAUUGCUAUGCAUUGGGAUAUACAGCAUCGUCGCUGCUUGUCAACGGCUGUACAGGUCUUAUUGCGAGUGUGAAGAAUUUGCUGGCUCCUUGCAAGGAAUGGCAAUGCGGUGGUGUGCCAGUCACAUCCUUGUGUGUCAUCGAGAGGCGUAAGGGCAAGGACAAGCCUGUCAUCCGGAAAGCCUUGGUGGAAAUGACCGGCGAUUUGUCCCAGCCAUUUCAGUUCUACAAAAAGAUCCGGAACGAUCUGCGAAUUUUGGACAUGUACCGAAUCCCUGGACCCAUGCAAUUUGACAUGGUCAACUGUGAGGUCUCCAAGGACAGACCUAUAUUAUCCUAUAUAAAGGGCUCCGCCCCCUGCCGCCGACCCCUGGGCAUAUCUUCUGUGGCGCGUGAGCAACUGCGCCAUGGUGACUUGUCCGACAAUAACCAUCGCUUUCUGCACGGGCGGCCUACCACAGUGCUAGGCAGCUGGAUUGCUGGGCAGGCGACGUGCCAACAACCAAGUUGCGCCGCGUUGCCUACACAAGGCCUAAUUCCAGAAGCCAUACAAGAGGCUGAAUGCAGCUACUGUGCGGCGGAUCGCCGUUCGCGCAUACUUGUGGCGCAAGGAGCUGCGGACACACGGUUCCAGAAGGAAUUUGCAGAUGCGGUCGCGAUUUUCGGCACCAACGACAUCAAAUACCACGUGAACAAGCUUCGCGCCAUACAGUGGGCGAAUGCCAGAGACAAGCAACCGUAUUUAUUUGUUGCGCAAGAUGUUGCGUCGUCUGUGGUCGUGCAGGAGAAGCCGAAUUUGACGACGGAGAAAUUGCAAUGGUUGCAGCGACACGACAAAGAGUGCGGUGGACUGUACGGCGUGUUGCCGUUGUGCGUCGGCAUGCCUGUCCGUGCAACAGAUCACCUCGACCGGAAGCGUGGCAUUCUAAAAGGCACCAAGGGCUACGUCGUCGGUCGGUCCACGAUUGCCAAUGAGACGCCUGCGCCGGAAGGAGUCGUGUGCAACACUUUGCCGGCCGUGGUGUAUGUGAGGUUUGAAACCGCAACCUCAUGGCAUGUGCCAGGUCUGCCGGAUGCAAACGUAUACCCCGUCGGAACUUGCAGGCGUGUGUGGUACUUAGACCGGCAACGCCAACGCCCCAAGCUGCGUGUAUCGCGGACGCAAUUCCCGCUCGCACCCCAGUUCGCCAUCACCGCGCAUGUGGCGCAAGGACAGACCAUCAAAGAGGGGGUGAUGACGGAUCUUUGUAUAGGUCCCACAGGAAAUCCCUUCACGGUCUAUGUCGCGAUCACUCGCGUCACAGGACGCGAAAAAUUGUUGAUUUUUCGACCUUUUGACGCCGCUCCAUUCCAAAAGGGAAUUGGUUUGGGCCGAGACCUUCUUCUGCGACACCUUCGAGGGGAUUUCAUCAACUGGCAAUCGUUGUUGGCCAAAUACUGCGAAGAACGUCGGUGUGCAACCUGUACGGAACGCAAGCCAGCAGCAGCCUUCACGACCGGUCAAUGGAAGCGCGAGGACAAGGAUCGCGUCUGUCGCGAAUGCACAAAGCACUACGCAGACGCAGGAACGCCGUGGCAAUGCAACGUUUGCAAGCUGUGGCAUGCCGAAGACAAUUUUCCAGCAAAGCAUCGUCAACGGCAGUGUAGUUUUUUUCGUGUGUGUUUGACAUGUGAAGUGAAGAAACCUUGUUUCAAGUGUGGCGUUGUGAAAGCAGAAUCCGACUUUGGCGCAGCCGCAUGGAAAGCUCGCAACGCGGAUCGCCGCUGCUGCAGAGAAUGUGCCACCAAACUACGCGGCUGUUGGCAAUGUCGCCAGUGCGCGGAACGCAAGCCACGAACAGAGUUUACAGCUUGGCAACAAGGUCGUGAAUAUACUCAAAACGGCACACAAGUAUGCAACGCAUGCACAGCCUUUGCCUUCGUUUGCCGUCUUGCUCAUCGCACGAAUCAACGCCUGGCCCGCUUGCGCCAACGCGAAACCCGCCACCGGCACGCAGCAAUCCUAGAGGACGUUCGCAAGGAAAUUCAGGAAAUACACGAAGCAAGACAAACUUCCACGCGAGCAGAAGGUCCCAAAACGGACACUGCCCACUCAUCGAACCAGCAGCUUGCUGUCGGGCCUGACACAGCACCGCCACGACUGCACAUAUACAUCUGCCCGUACUGUGCCAAGUCUGUGCAAAGCCCUGUGGCAACAGGGCGCGUCGAUCACCGCCGCGGUAAUGGCUGCGGCAAACAAUUUCGCGUUACCAAUGGCCUGCUCGCAGGUCGCACAUAUUCGCAUGCAUGUCCAACAUGCGGCACGGUGGUGCACUCAACACUGGCUUCCGGCCGAAUUCGGGUAACGCAUCGCAAUCCCAGCGGCCGGCAGUGUCGCACCAACCAGUGGCGCGUGCAUACCUGA
Molecule: messenger RNA, 3562 nt
Organism: Cladocopium goreaui
Lineage: Eukaryota; Dinophyceae; Suessiales; Symbiodiniaceae
Source: the annotation of a GenBank genome assembly